Messenger RNA from Strongylocentrotus purpuratus (purple sea urchin), 1355 nucleotides. RefSeq names its product coagulation factor X. Bases 54 to 1118 code for a protein of 354 amino acids. NCBI's taxonomy places the organism in Eukaryota, Metazoa, Echinodermata, Echinoidea, Camarodonta, Strongylocentrotidae. Gene Ontology annotation, molecular function: serine-type endopeptidase activity. The transcript is spliced from 3 exons. Gene Ontology annotation, biological process: proteolysis. The record is from RefSeq and is a predicted model, not a curated record.
GCUCAGGCCGUGUGGUCGGAGGAAAUACAGCAAUUCAUGGUUCGGCGCCCUACAUGGUCCGAAUCUUGGAAUACAGGCCUGAGAAUGCACGGGAUCCAUGGACCUUCAUCUGCGGUGCGACACUCCUGGACCAGAGGUGGAUUUUGACUGCUGCGCAUAGCAUGUUUGACAAGCAUGGAAACUUGAUUCAAAAGGAAAACAUGAAUUUAUUUUUUGGUGAUUAUGAUUCAUACCUUACAGAAGAGUCUGAAAAGAGUCGACAGCCAGCGGAAAUUAUUGUGCAUGAGGAUUAUGACAAGACAAACUUUGAUAAUGACAUUGCCCUGAUACGGAUCGACCCACCACUGUGGGAGUUUACUCCUUACAUUCGUCCUAUAUGCCUGGCUCCUAGUCUUCUGGCCAGUCGUAUCAUGGAGACCAAUAACAACGGACGCGUGACCGGAUGGGGACAAGAGUCUCUUAAAAGUUCAACCAGUCGGUUUAUGAAGGAGGUGGAGUUACCUAUUGUUGACCGGCAAACUUGCGAGGAGAGUGUUGACGAAGAUGAAGGAGAGUUUACUGACAACAUGUUCUGUGCUGGUUACCCCAUUGCGCUGCAUGACGCUUGCAGUGGUGAUACUGGGGGUCCAUUUGCUUUCCGUCAUGAUGAUGGACGGUGGUAUCAACUGGGUAUUGUAAGCUGGGGCAUCGGGUGUGCUUUUGAGGGGGAAUACGGGUUCUACACAAGCGUCUCUAGAUAUCUUCAUUGGUUACGUUCUAAGAAUGUAACAGUUGCAUAUUCUUCGAACGUGGCGAGACGGUUCAACGAGAGUCAACCCAUUGAGGCACUGGCCUUUACAGUUAGAUCUCCUAGCACUUUGACUGUUGCAGCAGGUAGCGCAGUCGACCUCGAGUGUUUCCCUAACAGAGGUGAUGCGUCUGUUCAGUGGUUCAUAAAUAACAGACCAGUGAGAAACCUUGUGGAAGGAGUGCGUUUUCUACCUUCUGGACUAGUCUUACACUUUGACGCCAUAGAGAAUAGUUUCUCUGCAGUUUACUCGUGCGAGGCCAGGGUCAAUGAUGAGGAGGGAGAACAAGUCAUCAGGGCAAACUUCCAACUACAGGUUACUGGAGCUUGAUGAUGUUCAGUCCGACCCAACUCGACAAUGCAAUAAUCAUGGAUGAAAGGAGAGAUGUUGUGUUUUUCUACUUCUAUUCCUUAAAUAUCUACUUAAAUUUCGAACCACUGUAUGUUUGGUGUGAUUAACAAUUGUUGGAUAUAACGAUUAGUGAUUUAAAUUAUAAAUAUAUGCCCACAAUUAUUUUGUACUUCUUAAAAUUGAGCCAGGAGCGUAAAUGUUGAGAGAAACACCGAA